AUGGCUUCCACCAGCACACACAUACACAUUGCUUCCUCCUCUUCUGCCCCUACCUUUCACGAAGUAUUCUUGAGCUUUAGAGGUGAAGAUAUUCGCAAGACCUUUGUAGACCAUCUGGAUCGAGCUUUUUUUCUUAGUGGAAUCUACACCUCCAAAAACUAUGCUUCCUCCAGGUGGUGUUUGGAUGAACUGGUUAAAAUCCUUGAAUGCGAGGAGACGAUGGGGCAAGCAGUCAUACCAGUCUUCUAUGAUGUGGUUCCUUCAGAAGUGCGGUACCAAACAGGGAGCUUUGAAUCAGCCUUUAAGAUUCAUGAGAAAGGGAGGAACGAGGACAAAGUGCAGAAGUGGAAGACAGCUCUCAAAAAAUAUAUCCAGACGAUGAAAGCGCGGAAGAAGUCGAGAAGAGAAGUGAGGCGGCGGUAUUCUGAGAAGAGCAGAUCAGUGGCUAUGUUUCGAUUUGGUGAAAGAGGUGGCAGAGCAGAUCAGAAGAAGAAAGGUGAGGCGGCAGUAUUCUGA
Messenger RNA from Cornus florida, 516 nucleotides. Its product is annotated as disease resistance protein TAO1-like. Gene Ontology annotation, biological process: signal transduction. The coding region runs from base 1 to 516 and encodes 171 amino acids. Lineage: Eukaryota; Viridiplantae; Streptophyta; Magnoliopsida; Cornales; Cornaceae. The transcript has 2 exons. The record is from RefSeq and is a predicted model, not a curated record.